This is a messenger RNA of Dicrocoelium dendriticum, 375 nucleotides long. The record is from the annotation of a GenBank genome assembly. Lineage: Eukaryota; Metazoa; Platyhelminthes; Trematoda; Plagiorchiida; Dicrocoeliidae.
AUGACGCCUAAGGAGGAUAUCGAGGUCACUCACGAAGAUCAACAAAGAAUAAAUAGUUUUUCCAUUUGGAAUCUAAAAUACCGGGAUUUCACUGGCGAAUAUGAACAAAAGAAGAAGGAACUCGCGAAUUUGAAUGAUGCUGAAGACGAACUUAUUCUUUCAGAGUUGGAUACGCAUCCAUAUCUCGUCGGAGAAACCUUCUUUCAUCUGCCGACUGAUGAUGUGAAUACAGAGCUUUCAGCUGAGAAAGAGCGUGUCCAAUCUCGAGCCGCCGAACUUGAAGAGCUUAUAUCUGACAGUCGAACACAUAUGCUAGCUUUGAAGAAGGAGUUGUAUGCUAAAUUCGGGAACCACAUUAAUUUGGAGGAGGACUAA